AUGAAGAGCGUCGUCUUUAUGGCCAUGGCCUUUGGCCUGGCUUCUGCCAACAUCUCCCCCCGCUACGAUCUUCCUCCUUCCACGGAGACAUGCGAGUGUGAUACCGAGGACCUUUGCUACCAGGCUGUCCACGCUAUCGGUGCCACUUUCUGCGACCACAUCGAGAACUGCCAGCUCCCUUCAGCUUGUGCUGACCGUCAAACUCUCCAGGAGGCUUGCUCCUGCGUUCUCCCCACUACCACCACUGCUGCUAUCGUCUCUACCACCGAGACUGCUAGCACCGAGGCUGGUACUGCCACUACCGAGACUGCCACCACUGAGGCUGAGACUGCCACUACCGGUACCACCGAGACUGAGACCGCUCCCACCGGUACUGAGACUGCUCCCGUCAACACUGACACCAAGACCGAGACUGCUCCUACUGGUACCGAGACUGCUCCCGUCAACACCGAUACCAAGACCGAGACCGCCCCUACUGGCACUGAGACUAAGACUGAGACCGCUCCCACCGGUACUGAGACUGCUCCCGUCAACACUGACACCAAGACCGAGACUGCUCCUACUGGUACCGAGACUGCUCCCGUCAACACCGAUACCAAGACCGAGACUGCUCCUACUGGUACCGAGACUGCUCCCGUCAACACCGAUACCAAGACUGAGACUGCUCCUACUGGCACUGAGACCGCCCCUGUCAACACCAAGACCAAGACUGAGACCGCUCCUACUGGUACUGAGACUGAGACUGCUCCUGUCAACACCAAGACCAAGACUGAGGGUGUUUCCACCACUGAGGGAUCCCACGGUACCCAGACCACUGAGGCUACCGUCCCUUACACCACCAAGACUGUCUACACCACUGCUGUCCACACCUACUCCAAGUGCCCUGACUACGUCAAGGACUGCCCUUACGGAACUCACGGUCCUUACACCGUCACUGAGACUGUUGCUGUUUCCACCACUGUCUGCCCUGUGACUGAGGAGCACCCCAAGCCUACUGGUUACACCACCAAGACUGUCUACUCGACUGAGGUCUACACCAUCUCCAAGUGCCCUCCUUCCGUUAAGGACUGCCCUUACGGAUCCGUCACCACCAAGAGCUACCCCGUCUCUACCACCGUCUGCCCCAUCACCGAGGAGCACUCUAAGCCUACCGGCUACGCCCCUCCUGAGUACACCACCAAGACUGUCUACUCCACCAAGGUCUACACUGUCACCAAGUGCGGCCCUGAGGUCAAGAACUGCCCUUACGGUUCCGUCACCACUGAGACUGUCCCUGUCUCUACCACCGUCUGCCCUGUCACUGAGGAGCACCCCGCCAAGCCCACUGGCUAUGCUCCUCCUGCCCACAGCACUCUCUACACCACCAAGACCGCCUACCUCACCAAGGUCUACACCGUUACCAAGUGCGGUCCUGAGGUCCCCAACUGCCCUUACGGCUCUGUCACCACCGAGACCGUCCAGCAGACCACUGUCUACGCCACUGGUACCAAGGAGAUUCCUUCUUACCCUACCGUUGUCGUUCCCAAGCCUGAGCAGCCUCAGCAGCCUGAGCACCCCGCCCAGCCUGAGUACCCUGCUCCUAAGCCCGAGCACCCCGAGACUCCUGCCCAGCCUGAGCACCCCGCUAAGCCUGAGCAGCCCGAGACUCCCUCCAAGCCUGAGCACCCUGCUUACCCUGCUCCUCCUGCUAAGACUGAGACCUACAAGGCUCCUGAGCCCAGCCAGCCUUCUGCCACUCUCCCCUACCACGCCCCCACUGGCACUGCCCCCGCUGUCGAGGUCACUGCCGGUGCUUCUCGCUUCGGUGUCGAGAUGGCCGUCGCUGCCGCCGGUAUCUUUGCCGUUCUUCUGUAA
Messenger RNA from Fusarium oxysporum Fo47, 1854 nucleotides. RefSeq lists its product as uncharacterized. The record is from RefSeq and is a predicted model, not a curated record. The transcript has 2 exons. Bases 1 to 1854 code for a protein of 617 amino acids. Lineage: Eukaryota; Fungi; Ascomycota; Sordariomycetes; Hypocreales; Nectriaceae.